Messenger RNA from Colias croceus (clouded yellow), 4799 nucleotides. RefSeq names its product protein suppressor of sable (gene su(sable)). Gene Ontology annotation, cellular component: nucleus. Bases 577 to 4119 code for a protein of 1180 amino acids. The transcript is spliced from 2 exons. NCBI's taxonomy places the organism in Eukaryota, Metazoa, Arthropoda, Insecta, Lepidoptera, Pieridae. Gene Ontology annotation, molecular function: metal ion binding; RNA binding. Gene Ontology annotation, biological process: negative regulation of DNA-templated transcription. The record is from RefSeq and is a predicted model, not a curated record.
UCCAUUUACCACUUAGUAAUGGACAUGUAAUUUUUGAAACAUGCAUGCUGCUAGUUUUAGUUUUACUAUAUUUCGAAAUACCUACUUAACUAAAUUGUUGGUAUAAAUUGGCUUGUGGUGAAGGUUAAUAACUUAUGUACUAAAUGUUAUUUUUCUCAAUUUCACUGUCAUAAAUUUUAUCAAUCAUCACAAUAGCAUAAUAUAGUGCUGCCUCCUUAAAUUACCAGGGUUAUAUUUGUGUUAGUGUGACUGUGUGAGUCACUAUACGCCAUUUCCUUGUGUUUAUUAAUACGUGUGUGAGCGUUCACCGUUGCUCUAUUCGUGACCUCGUUAAAGGAAGGACAAAGAUAUCUUGCCGUUCUAGAAGGCUGACGUCAUUCAUUCGUGGCGAGAGCGUAGCGCAUACCUACCCAGACAUUGUGAAAUGUGAACGGCCACUCAUUGCUUGCAUAUCUACUCGAUUAUAAUAACUUACUUGAAAGUUGUGGCCAAGAACAAUUAGUCUACUGUAUUCUGCCAUACACGUUCAAUUAAUUUUAUAACAAUUAAGUGACAUUUUUUUGGAGAUAAUUCCCAAUGACAAUUGAUUCGUCGAUUAUUAGUGAUACGUGGAAAAUGGCGGAGCCAGCAUCAAAUAUCGACUUGGAAGAUGGGGAAAUCGAGAGUGAUGGUGAAACAACGGAAUCCGCGCCAGCAGAGAAGAACGAGGAGGUGGCUGACAAAGAAGAAGAAAACCCUCAAGACGAAAACGAAACUCAAAAUUAUUAUUAUUCAAAAUCAGGUAAAAGGAAAAAGUCUAAGUCAAGUAAAAGUGAACAAAAAUAUAAAGAUAAAAGUAAGAAAUCGCGUAAGUAUACAAAUCCGUUAGAAGAUGAUUUUGCUGGAAACAUAGAAAAGGCUAUUAGGAAAGCUAUGAAUAAAAAUGACGAUAGCGAUGCUCAUGAAGACGAGGUUGAAGAACGUCGAAAACAUAAGAAAAGAAAGAAAUACGAAGGUAAGGAUGGGCCUAGCAAAAAACGAAAGAAACAAGAAUAUUCUGAAGAAAUGGAUGAAAAUGAGAUGAUGUGCGUGCGUGGCGCCUCUCCGGUGAACAAACAAUCGCAAGAUAUUGUAUUUCCAGAAGACGAUCGGGAUUCUUAUGCCUCCGAUAGUAGUCAAGAUUCAAGGGGUCAUCAACAGCGUUCUCAAAGGCACAGGCCGCCGCAGAGAGAUAGAAAUAAAAAUAAAAAUGAACGGCGAAGAGGAAAUCAUAACAUGCAAGACUCGGAAGGUGUAUGUUUAUACUAUAUGCAAGGAAAAUGUCAUAAAGGUGAUGAUUGUAUCUAUUCACAUGAUGCACAACCACCUCGCAAGAUGGAAUUAUGUAAAUUUUACUUAAUGGAUUGUUGUGCAAAGAGGGAUAAAUGUUUGUACAUGCAUGCUGAUUUUCCUUGUAAAUAUUAUCACACUGGUCUUCCGUGUAUAUAUAAAGAUGACUGUAAAUUUGCACACGGGAAACCCUUAAAUGAUGGUUUAAAAAAUAUACUACUAAAACAUAUCGAAUCAGCUCCUAAAGAGAUUUUAGGAGAUUUUCCUAGGUUAAACCGUGAAGAUGCUAUGAAAAUGAUACAAACAACUCAAUUAAGGUUAAAACAACAAUACCCGGAGGAUUCUGAAAUUCAGGAGAAAAACAUACCUUCUCUGUUCGAGUUAAAUAUACCUAAUCCACAAAAUAAUUCUGAUAUGUUAUCCAACAACUACAACGACCGACAAAAAAUUUCACCGAAAAUUCGGCAGUCGAGGUGGCAAAACGACAAUAAUAGUAAUCAAUGCGCAAUUGCUAGUUUAUCACCGAAUAGUAACACAAAUAUGUCGACUGUAUUAAGUAUAAAAAACUUAACAGGGGUUUUAACACCACGACAGAUUUCAGAUCUAACAAAAUUGGGUAUAGAAAAUUUGGAUCAGUUAGGACAAUUAACAGUAUUACAGUUAAAUAGCAUUGGUAUAUCUUUAAAACAAAUAACGGAAAUCCAAUUAAACACCAUGAGUAUACAAAAAUUAGGUUUAAUCAAUAAUAUGGAACAACAGUCACAAUUUACAGGAAAUAAUGCAGGUGCUAAAGAUUUAGAUUUACGUGUUCCACCCACAGCCCCAGUCUCAAAUAAUAUGACUUUGCCAACGGAUUUUCCUGGCCAAGAUGUCGAUAUGCGUUUUCAACCCUCUAUGGCGGCGACAGCGAGUGAUGAAUCUUUUAAAAAUAAUACAAUGAAACAAGAAAUACAGCCUUCCAAGGAUAUGAUUGAUAUCGAUCAAUAUACAAAAGAUGCAUUAAAGUUUGCUUCAAAAGAUAAAGAAAAUAUAGAUAUAUCGAAUGACACAUUUGAUACUGAUAAACCUGUUUCUUCCAAUGAAAUAAAGGAUGUAGACCAUAGAGUGCUUCCUUUCACUGAUGGUGAUUCAAGGAUUCAAAACACGGAGCGACAGCCAGUUCAAUCAGAAGGUGAUACAGACAUCCGCUUUCUCCCGCCAGAUCCCUUUUUCAAGAGUCCUGCAAAACGAAAUCGUCGUUCCACAACCGACGACGACGAAGAAAAUAAUUUAUUAAUUGAUGAAAAGUGGUAUUCCAGCGACGAAGAAAAAGGUUCAAAAAAAAAAUCUCCGUGUGCGUCUCCACAAAAAGGUUUCAUGUCUCCUCCAGCCCCAGCUCCGGCACCUCAUGUAAUAGAACCUUCGACUGUAUUGAGUAAACUAGGGGAUUUAUCUAAAAUAGAUAUAAGUGAAGAAGUAACUAAAUUAUUAAACACAAUGAAGAACAAUUUGCAAGAAAAUACCCCAAGUAACAACGAGAAUGUUUAUUCAAGUCCUACGAUUUCACGUGAUCCUAGAUCUCGUAAAUCACCAGAAAAAAUUGUUGAGACACCAAAAACAACAAAGAAAAAACCCAAUCGAAUUUCUAUAUAUGAAUGUGUUGAUGGAGAACCUACGGAUGGCCGUCGAAGGACAGAUGUAGACCUUCGGCAGCCUGACUUCAAACCUACCUUUGGUGAUACUGAUUUAAGGCAGAGCGCAAGUGGAGAUAUAGACUUACGCCUCGGUCUACCAUUUAAGCCGUUGCCUAAUUACACGCCUGCAUCAGAAAUAAAUGGUUCAAUUAAUAGCCAUCCUCCUAUUCCAUAUAAAUUAGUGCCUAUAGAUAUACCUAGACCAGAUUAUACUGAUAUUAAAAAUAGUACUGCAAAAUCGCAAGCUCUCGUAGAUCCUAGGUUAAGAAAAGUAUUCCGUCUUUCAGUAGAUGAAUCAAAUAGUGAUAGUGAAAAAUCUUCUGCCAAGACUACUACAGCUGCAAGUUCUGGACCACGUGUUGAUCCUCGAAGGAAACCUAAAGAACCCACAGACAGCAGUGUUAUUGAACAAAAACCAAACGCGUUAGAGAUACAAUCGAUAUUACAAAAUUCUAACUGGUACAAAGAAUUAAGUACAACUCAAAAAAUAUUUGUUAACCAACACUUGGCCCCGGUGACUCAAAUGAUAAAGCAAUACCAUCAAGAUAAGACGCCUGGAAAAAAGUUUGAUCAUAAUGCAAUUCAAAGUAAUUCCGUACUUUGUAGUAUAUUUACGAAUUUAGGUGUUUCUUUAUCUGAAAGUGGUGAAUUUUCUUAUUUACCAAAACCCAAGGAAGCUUUGUUAAAAACACCGCUUAAUUUCAAUCAAAAUUCGAAUCCAUUCGGCAAUAACAUGAAUGGUCCACCAGGAGGAAUGGAACCGAACAUGAAUAUGAUCAAUGUCGCUUCCAUGAAUAUGGGCGGUGGCAUGAAUAAUAUGAACGUCGGUCAUUUACAUGGCUUCAAUCAAUCAAUGGCAGAUCCACGCAACGGCCCAACACCGGGCUUACUAGGAAUAGCUCCAAAUAUUCCACAUGGCUUUAAUAGUAAUAAAUUUGGUCCUCCAAAUAAUUUCGGCAACAUGGGAUACAACGGUCCAGGGAAUGAAUUCAACUUUAUGGAAGAACAAAAUUUCCCGAGAUUUCCAAAUAGGGGCGGGCAUCGCGGUCGCGGCAAUGACAGGUGGAAUCGUGGUGGCUCUAACCGAGGACAAAGAGACAGGAAAAACUUCAAUGAUCGUGGUAAUUGGAAGAAAUAAAUAAUAUACGUUUUAUAUCAAAGUAUAAUAAUAUGUAAAUAAAUUAGACUCAUGAGAUAGUUUUAGUAGCUUUCCUUCCACAUGUUACAAAAUGUGAUCAAGGUGAUACAUAAUUAAUUAAUAGGGACUCCAGACUCCUAUAGGCAGUCUUUUUAUAAUUUAUACAAUGUUCUUAUUACUAUAUUAUAUGAUUAAGAAUUUAUAUUUUAUGUACAAGCCGAAAUGUAAAUAAUAUUUUGUUAUAUAAGAGAUACGAGUAUGAAAGCAUAAUCAGAGACAAGCAAAAUGUAUUAGUGUGAGGUGUUACACAAUAGGUUCAUUUAAAAGUACUCAUUUUACGAGCCAAAUGUUUAAAGACUGAGUGCGGGUUUAUGAUUGAGUUUGUUUUUGUAUGUCUGUAUUUAUAUUUCUAUUUGAUUUAGGUUAUGGGAUAUUACAUGAUUAACACAUUUUAACAUAAACGAGCGGUGAUGCUAGGUAUGCGAAGUUAUUGAUAUCGACAAUGUACCUAAAUCUGUCUUAAUAUGUAAACGAAAGCAAUAAACGCAAAUUGUAUGUUAUAGUCUAGAAGACCAUAGUCUAAAAUCAUUUUUAUAAGAGUAAGAAUCAUAUUUAGUUUUGUGAAUUAAAGCUGUGUAACUGAAAGCCCAUUGGACUUUAAAUAAAUAUAUUUAUAUUUA